CAGAAAGCCAGGCUGUGAUGCAAACUAGGGAAGAGAGGUGGGGAGUGAAUGAUUCAAUAAAAGUUUAUGAAACUAAUGUAAGCCACACCCAGUAUAAAGGUCACACCUUCUCGAUCCCAUUUGGGAGGGACAGGUGCCGAGUGAGUGUAAUCAGGGAAGAAAAGGGAAGAGGAGAGUUUUGUUGGUGCCGGAGUAGGAGCUGCUGUGUCUGGCACUCACAGGCUUUCUAUUAGGAAGGAGAGCAGGCAGCUGUCUGGGCUGGGACAUUAAAACAGCAGUACAGGUAGAGGAGAAGCCUGGCUGCCUGCCUGGAGGAUUAGCUCUCUGUGUGGAUAUUAUCAUAUAUACAAGUGACUGCUCUCCCCCUGCUUGACUACACCGUUUACUAGUGCCAGGGUGUCUCUGUGUUCACCGGUUGCUGUCAUCGUUUGAAGCCGGAUCUCAGAAUGGGGGCGAUAGGUUCACCUGGCAUAUCACUCCCUCACAUAUGGUGCUUCUUUAUGAUUCUUCUGGUAAGUUCUCAUUCCCUACUGGUUAUAGUGCCAUGGGGGUCUGCCAAGACAACUGUUUUAUCUCGUGGGAUCCAUACUCCGUGUUCUAAACCCGCAGUCCUAACAUGUAUAUAGACUAUAGCAUUUUUAUUUUAUUUUUUAUUUAUUUAUUUUUUUGUCUUACAGUAUUAUAUUAUGAUAUUUAGUAGAUGAACUGCUCUCAAAUCUGCCUUGUAUGCAAUAUCUGUAAAAAGAUAACUUGCAAGUUGCUUACAUUAAUUCGUUUGAGAAGCUAGUUUAUUCCCUCUUUCUGCAUUAGUCACCGUGUUCUAAUUUAUUAAGUAGCUGGGAAGCCCAAGUACACAGCCUGGUGGCUGAUCUAAAGAAAACGAAUGUGUGGGAAAGAUCCCAGUAUUUCUUCCAUAUUUAUAGCCAAAAUCUGAGUUGUAUUUGUUUACACACUUCUUUCAAUUGUAAGGUUCAUUAUGAAUUAAGCAAGUACAAAAAAUUUGAUAAAGGGCAAAAUGAGAUUUAAGUUUAUUUAAAUUUCCUUUGAUCCACCAGUGCUCUUUAGGAAUAUGGUUUGAUACUCAUAUUUCCAAUUUGUUAGAACAUUUUUAUCCAGUCUCAAAAAUGGUUACUGUGAUGCUCAGUUUGUUGAUAAAAUGUUCUAACUUUCUUACCUAAUUUAGCCACCUAAGACGUUCAAAUCUUAAAGAAUAAUAGAGAUGGCAGAAGGCCUUCUGGUGGUUAAUGGUUGAGGGAUCCAUAGGGAUACAGAAAUUUGUGUGGUAUUUAGUGUAUAGAUCAGUUCCAACAAAUAUAGUGUGUUGGCCAGCAUUUAGUGAACUAGUUGACUAUAGUUUUAUAGCAAUUUCGAAGGAAGGAAUAUGCUGGGUACAAAAAAACCCCCCAAAAAACCCUAAUUGAAAAUUAUUCUAGCAACCUACAUUUCUACCCCAUCUUUUCUUUUUGUGCCACUAUACCCGACUCCCUCUAGUGUUUUUAUUUAUCUAUUUAUUUAUUUUUUAGCUCCUUUAAGCAGGGCCCUCAACCCCCCCCUGUUCCUUUGCGUUCAACUCUUCUGGUUACUAAUACUUGUCUGUUAGUUCGGCUAUUGUACAGCGCUGUGGAAUGUGUUGGUGCUUUUAUAAAGUAUAUAUCAUAUUCCCUGGUGCUGUACAACACACUGAAAUUAACUUUGAGUCAAAGUCUGGUUCAAGCCCAACCAAGCAUGUUACCGUUCAGUUUAGAUGUAGUAUUCAUGUCAGUUGUUGUACUAUUUAUUCUAUUAUAAAAAAUGUGUAGUGUAGCUAUAUUCUGUAGCAAUGGAAACUCAUUGGCAAGUGAAACGUUUAAGCCUUUAGGGUAAUAUAUGUAGAAUGUGCCUUGCUCCUGUCUCAAGGUUCUGCAGGUUUUGUAUUCUUGUAAUUUAACUUUUUUUUUAAUUUUAUUUUUUAUUCUUUAUUUUUUAGUUUUUAAAGGUGAUACAUUUGGUCGGUGUAUGUGCACCAAUAUAACCGUUUGUUACAGAAAUGGAAUAAACAAACAAGAAGGGAUCGUAACAGUAUAGAAUACAGUAUGAUGCGUGAUCUUUUCGCAGUCAUAUUGUAAUCAAUCAGUUUGUUAUGCGGAUUUUGGCUCAAACUAUAAUGUACAGUAUUAUUACAAGACCGUUCUGCGUGGAUUGUUUGUGUACAGCGCUACAGAAUCUGAUGGCGCUAUAUAAAUAUAAUAAUAAUGUGCUGUUGAACAAUUAAACAGGGUUGGGUGGCCUGUGUGUAUUUGCAUUGUCCAUUUAUGGACGGUAAUGUGCUUCCGUUCACCUGGUAUAAGGUAUUACUUUUUUUUUUUUUUUUCUGGUUCCAGUUAUACAUUAUUUUUUUUAUUUAUUUUUUAUUGACCAAAUAACUUUAUAAGAUUACAGUUUAUAAAGAUCACAUGUCAAAAUAAAGUCUCACACAUUUAGCAGCAACAGAACAUUCUGUGUGUGCUUUGAGCCUUAAUGGAUUAGGAAUAUAAUGCAUUAUCUCCUUUUUAAAGUGUUAAAUGGAGUAUGUUUUACCGACUACUGAUUUAAAGCAGUACAUGGUUUCACCACCCUUGAACGUAUUCUCUUAAAAACAUCUCCAUAUCAUUUUUACUAUGGAAUUUAAUGAUUAAAAGAAGAAAGAAAUGGUACACAGGUUGUCUAAAGAUUGUCCGGUAAAAAUAUGUAUAUGUGUGUUUUACAUUUUUAAUCAGUAUGCAUAGUACUAUUUUGAAUUUAAAUAUAUAUAUAUAUAUAUAUUAAUUAAAAGUAAUUUUAAACAAUAGGGGGUUGGGGGAAAUGUAUUUUCCUAGAUGCAGGGAAAGCAGCGUUAAUGUUGAGUGGAUCUUGGGGAGGAGGAGCGGUGAACCAUGUUGCCUAUAAGGUCACUGUAAACAAACUAACACUAAGUAUUACAACAACCUGCCUGCUAUAUCAUAUAUUUACCAGUUUUACACAUUAAAGUAAAAGUGGCUAAACACUGCAAUUUAAAAUAAAUAAGUUAAUAAUAAAAAUAGACAUUUUUGAAAAUGUAUUUAUAUAUCUUAAUUGCAGUGUUUAUAUAUUUACUGUGUGUGUGUGUGUGUGUGUAUUUUCUUGUACCUUGCCCCAUUAUGUUAACUACUAUUCUAUUCUUUAGCCUAUAGAUUUUACUCUGGAUACUUAAAUAAAAAAAAAAUAAAAAAAAUUCUCUAAUUUCUGAUCCUUUUGUAACUGAAAUGUGACCUUCAACCUUAUUUUUGUGUUAAUGUACACAUUAACGGGAUCUCCUUUUUGAAUACAGUCAUCUUCCUCCCAUUAUUAAAUACAUUUACGUUAAACAGAAUUGGACGUGUGUGUGUGUGUGUGUCCAUCUUCAUCCAGCUUUCCUUUGGAAUAUGAAAAAAAAAAAAAAUAUAUAUAUUCACUCAAUGGUGAGUGAAAAGUUUAAGCCAUGAGGUAAUAUAUGUAGAAUAUGCCUUGCUCCCCUGUCUCAAGGUUCUGCAGGUUUUGUAUUCUUGUAAAUGUAUAAUUGCAUUUUAUUUUUUUUUAAUAUAUAAUUUUGUGUGUCUCCAACAAAAUCAAUGUUUCAAUCCUAUAGGGUCAUUAUCAAGACCAAUAUGACCAAUUCACGAGGCUUUAAUGUACAAGCCAGACAAAUACAUUGACUAGUCAUAUUUUAUUUUUGUGCUGCUAUAAAAUUAAUUCAUCAAGAUUCUUAUUUUAUUUUUUACAAUUGAAGGGGUCCUUGUAGAUUUUAGUUCUUGCAUAAAUAAGCUACCCUCACCCAAAAAGUGGUAAAGAUCAGUAUGUCUAAAAGAGUUGCCUCUGACGCAAGCCAUUUACUUGUAUUUGUGCAUCUACUUUAUAAGCUUGCCAUUUGUAAAUUUUAUUAUCGUUUAAUAUUCUUGUCUUGUCUUUUUCGUUCCCUAGCCAUUAUGUGCGUUUGGUGAAAAUUGCCAUAAAGUUACGUUGCCUGUACCUUCUGAAAUAAUACACUCUGGAUUUUUAAUUGGGAAAGGUGAGAACUGUUUUUAUCUAUUUUUAAACCGAGCUUGUUUUAUUUUCUGUUCAGGCUGCCACAAAGCCGGUGGGUGUGUGGGUCCCCCCUCCUGUUUCAAGAAAAUCUGCAAUAACAAAUGUGUGUGCUGCAGUAACCAAUGAAAAUGGGUUCCUUUUUGAAAACUUUGUGGCUUCACUUUACAUCAAUUAAUGUAAAUUUUUGGCAUUUAUAUAGCGCCAGCUUAUUCCGCAUUGCUUUACAAUUUUCUAAAAGGGGGAAAUGUAACAAUAGACGAGACUACUACAGAAUGUUACUGGAACAAUAGGUUGAGGAUGCAGCCAAAACGAGCUUAGUUAUAUAACAAUGAAACCUAAUAUUUUGCAUUAAAUCUUGGCUUUGUUACUAGCCUUAAUUUAAAAGUCUUGGCUAGUUCAAUGUAAAAAAUACAUUUUAAGACAAAAGUGGAACACAUUAAGUGGGUUGAUUUUCAUUUUGCAAAUCACAACCUCCUAGAAUUGGGAGCUAUUUCUAAUAUUUAUUUUUUGUUCUCUUUCCAUCUACACAGUUGAUCUGCAUCGCUGCCUAAACUCCUAUGAUUAUUUGGCUAAAUCAAACAAUCCAAAAUUUGAAGUUUUUGAAGACGGUUCUAUUUAUGCCAAAAGAAAGAUUUCAUUGUCUGAUACAAAAAAAAUAUCUUUUGCAAUUUUACUCUUGGAUUUUUCCACCAUGAUGAAGAAGAAGAUACAAAUUAAAGUGGUGGCAAAACCAGAGGUAAGCUUUUUGCUUUCUACUGCAUUUUUUAGUUACUGAUCACGGUGCCCAUGUCUUGGAUCAUGGUUCAAUGUCUUAAGACCUUGGUUGGAUGACUUUCGACUGACUUGUACAAAAAUAGUUUGAAGUUAUUUGCACAAAUAAAAUUCCUUUUAAUUGAUACUAGAACAAAUAGAUUCAAAAAUCCAUCUCGCCUUUAGGUAAAAUGGUUACUUCGAAGCUAACCAGGUAUUUUAUUCUGACAAAUUGCUUUAAAGAACCCUACUGUUUUAGGAAUACAAAUGUAUCCCUAGGAUGGAUUGAUCCCAGAAAAUCAAUGCAUUUCCAUAGUUUGAGUGAAAUACACUGGAGGCACUUAAAGCCUGUAAUGAAAAUAUUGCUGUUCUAUACAGCUUGAGGCAUCACCCAUGUCUUUCCAUUUAAGAAAUGCUCAUUUUUGCAGAAGUUAUUUAUCUGUCUGUAGAUAUUUACAUAAUUAGUCUUUUUGAAAGAUUGAUCAGUAGUGUUGUAUGUCUAAAUUUGAUCAAGAAGAGGGAAAUCUUUGUGUGGCUUUAGCAGUCUCCGCAGUAGAGUGGUGCAAUCUGUCAUCCUUGGUACAUCUCUUUGGGGGAAAGUCAGUUGUUGGUGUUGAGUACUUUAAGAAUUGACCACGUUUAUUAUUGUGUUUGGUAAAAUAAGGAUUUGCUCAUGAAGAGAGCUCCUUUAGAAGUAAAGUUGAGCAAGCAAUUGGACCUUGGUAAGGAUAGAAGGAUGGCUGGAUUUCCCAGUCUGCCUUAACAGAUCUGCAGAAACCGUUGUAGAUGGUAUAAAACUGUCCCGUCAUCUAACAUGUCUGUGUGUGAGGCUGGACAGGAAGUGGGAGGGAUCAUAUCCUAUCUGCCCGCUAACAGCCUCUCACACAGGAAAUGCAUUGCAAGGGAACUCUUGGUGAAGCACACUGACUGUAUGACCACUCCUGCAGCUCUAAUCUCCUCAAUCUGACUGGUAUACAGAAGGGAGAGUACUUUGCAAAUAGCCCUUCAGACUCCAGCAUUCAAAACCUAAACCCAAAACUCCUCUUAAACUGAACACUCCUCGUACUCUAACAUUAUAUUUAACCCUGCAUGCAUUUCUACAGCUGCAUAAAUUCAAUAUACAGUGGGACCUCGGUUUAUGAAUUUAAUGCGUUAUCCGGAACGUUUCUUAUUGCGAAACAUUUGUAAACCGAAACGCAGUUUCCCAUAGGAAUGCAUUGAAAACCAACCAAUCUGUUCUGGAUGUCAGAAAAAAGUCAAAAUGAGUUGGCAUGGAAACCAACCAACAAUAAAAGGCAUGCAAACAACGAAGCUCCGCUCCCUACUUUUCCACAGCUUGAGAAAUGCUCCAAAAAGUCCCAAAACAACUGCAAACAAUUUCCAAAAUGGCUCCAAAACUUGAUAUAAAAGCCGCUCCAGCAUGCAGGGGGCAGUGCUAUAAACCUCCCAGGUGCAAUGCAUCCUGGGGAAACUUGCUUUUUAUUGCGAAAUAAAUUUGUAAACCGAGGCAUUAUUUUUCAACGGAUUUUCAUUUGUAAACCGAAAAUUAUGUUAACCGAGGCGUUUGUAAACCGAGGUCCCGCUGUACUCCGAUUCAAACACAAUACAUUUCAAGCAGAAAUAUACACAUACACUUAUGCAGUUGUCAGAUAUGAACACUUUAAUUUUCUUUUUUAGUCCUGCAUUGUCCAGUUACUAAAUUAUCUGCUUUUAUUGUGGGGUUGGGAGCAGAGGGUGCAUUAGAAUUCUGUGCCUUCAUGCACCUGACAUGUAAAUUCGGGUAGAAGGUGUGAGUUGUUUUGUGCUGUAGUGAGACACGUGUAGAGAUUUCUGUUAUAAAUCGCAUUGUUGUCUUGCUGUCUUUACCACAGACUGGAUCAUUGUGUUAUUGAGAGUUCCUUCAAGAUUAUCCCUUCUCUGUAACUUUAUUUCUGACUUACUGACCAGGAGCUUAAUGAUCAUGCCACAAUCCUGCUAAUCAUGAUUAUUCUGAUCUUCACCUCUUGUCUCUUAAUAUUUUGUUGGUCUUUUUGGCAAAUAUUCCCAUUCUAUAAUUGUAAAGCGCUGCAGAAUAUGUCGAUUCUAUAUCAAAGCCAAUAAUAGCAUUAUUAAACCGUAAAAAGCAUGUGGAAAGCUUCCUGGAUUUUGUGGAUCUUGCUAUUUUGGAUCAGAUUUGUUGGCAAUAACUAUAUUUAUGAAUGGAUAUAAUAGUGAUUUUUUUUUUUUUCUUCUUAUUCAAACUGGGAUAAUUAUGUUAAGUUAUCAUGAUGCAGAACCUCAUGGCCAGCUGGUAUUUUAGACGGUCACUUACUUUCUGUGACCAUUUAACAAUCCAUGUAAGACACUGCCAGCAGUGCUAGUAUUAAAGCUGAGACCUGUAGAAAUUGCUUCUAACUGCCCACGAGGUAAAGUAUCUACACCUGUGUUGUCUUCAAACAGUCGCCAUUCCAGUCUACUCACAGAUUGUAUUCCAUUCUACAGCUUGAUUUUUAUGAAGAAAAGCAGUGGAAAGGCCCAUGUGCAAAUGCCUGUUGAAGAGCUCUUGUAUGAUGGAAAUGCCCAAUGUGCAAGAAAAUUAAAUUAAAUAAUUGUUCUGCAUUUGCAGCUGUCCCUAUAAGUGGGACAAAAAAGGACCAUGCUAGGAGACGUGUGGGUGUGGCUUGCAGGAUGCUGCUUAUGAGGGGCCCAUGAAUUGGUGAAUAGGCUGUGUAGAGUAUGUGAGGAGAGAUGGAGUUUGUAGUGUGUGUGUUUUCAGGGGAGUCAUUUACAAUAUCAGAAAUGGCUGGCCAGUGAGGGAGCAUUUUUGAUUUUCCCAUUGUCAAGAGCUCACUCUCUGGGCUUGUUGCGUAGAUCAUUUGAUCUCACCUGUCAACCUCUGCACAUGGCUGCCACGGCCCACCAGCAUUUGCCCUGUUUUACCUAUGGGCAUGAAUGAAAUAAUAAACUAAGGCUUCUGUUGAUACAAGGCUAGUCUGUUACAUUUUAGAAGGUACUUGGUAAGCACCAUGGCUAGUUUUGUUGAACAUGCUACAGGUAACUUGAAUUGGUCCUAGUUAUGUGUAUAUAUCUAAUUCUGUUCUCCUUUUGGAUAAUCUAUACAUUUAUUUAUUCUUCUAAGCAUAUAUGUGUGUGUGUGUGUGUGUGUAUAUAACAGAUAUUUAAUUUCAGACCAGCAAACAGAGAUACACUAGAGGUUUGCUGAGACGUACCAAAAGAAGAUGGCAACCUAUGCCUGCAUCAGUUAUGGAGAAUUCACCUGGUCCAUUCCCAGCUCUUGUUCAGCAGGUAAAACCUAUAGUAAACAGUGUCAUUUUUCUACGCAAGCUAUAUGAAGCAUGCAGCUGUACUUAAUCUUUCAACUAUAAUGUAUCACUUUCCUCUUCCUAAAUUAUUCCUUUUACUUUUACGCCUCUAAAACAGUGGUUCACAGCUGAUGAGUCAAUGAGGCUCUCUUUACUUUGUCUGUCUAUCAUUUUCUUUUCAGUCCAUUAGAUUGCAAGAUGGGCCUUAAAGCAAAUGACACCCACUUCACAGUAAGCCAGUUAGGGGAGCCUGUUUUUAUCUCCUUUUGCCUAGACAGUGCCUCGUCGGAUGUAUCCUUAAAGAUUAGAAUCCAUUGCUCUAGGCUCAAAGCAAAGCACACUCGAAAAUAAAAUGCAUCCAUGUUGUGUUUGUGAAAGUGUAGCAUUUUUGUACUGUUGCAUUAUAAACAAUGGUUAAAUAAAAUGCUGCGAGAUGCAGAUUUUUUGGGUUAUUAGAAGAUUAAAUCUUUUUCCAAGUGGUAAUUGCUGGUAUCUCUCAGGUAUACUUUUACCGAAAUGCUAAAUCCAUAUUUUUGACAUAUUUAAAGUCUUUAGGGGUCUUUAUCAUUACAUGUCCUGUAUGCCAUUGCUUUUUAGGGGGUUGAAAACUACAGUUCUGGGGCAGGUUGCUAAGCGUGGCAUUUUUGCAUACUUUGUCAGCAUCGGUUAGAGCUACAUUCACUUGUUCUAAAACAACUAAAGGAAUUAUAUUAUGUUUAAAAUGCAGCUUUUGACAUUCAUUAUUUCCUUAGAUUAGUGCUCUGAAUAUAGUAAUUACAAUUACUUAUAUUAUACGACGUAAAAUAUUGGAGAAUAAUUGUCUGUCAACCAUCUUUCUUUUGUGUUUGUUUUUCCAAAAAAAUAAUUUUUUUUCUCUUGUGUCCAAAGAAAAAUAAUAAAAUAAAUAUUGAAAAAACAAUUACUUUUAUAGUGCUGAAAAAUGGGUAAAACAAAACCCUUGAACAAAACUUGUUUUACAUACAUGAGCAGCAAGUGAAGAGGGCCCUGUCCUAACUAGAUUUAUACAGAAAACUGCUUUUAUUAUUUCCAUCCAGAUUAACAUUAUUAAUAUAAGUGGAAACAGUCUAUGAGAGAUCCUUGUUUUCAGAUCAGGCACUUAGGACUCCGUUUAUCAAACACAGAAUCAUAUUGUAUUGCAAGUUUUGCUUGAAAAGUAUCCCAAAUUAGAGGAAUGUCUUUGAAUAUUCCAACCCUAUUCUUGGAAGGAAUGGGUACACAACCAAUUAUUUUAAGUUGUACGUGAAAUGUGUAACAUGCAGUACUUGCCAACUUGUCUCUUCAAGACUUUUUUUGGAAAUUGUUUAUGUAUAGUUAAGUAAAGGAACAUAAAAGCAAUCAAAUAAGCAGUGUUUUAAAAUACAUAAACAACUUCUUAGUGGCUAUCUGCUCAAUUAGCUAGAGUAGGAGAAAUGAAAAGAACACAUUGUAAUAAACAUACGUCCUUUUCAUUUUAUCAUCUCUUACUCUACUUGGUAUAGAUGUCUCUGAAAAUACAUUUCUAAACACACACAAAUAUACACUCCUGUGAUACAGUUACGUGGUGCUAAUAAACGUAAAAAUUAAAACCAUUUUGUCAUCCAGUUUUAACCCUGGUUCAAAAUUGAAUUUACUAUAAUAUUUUUGUUUUCUCUCCCCUUACAGAUUCAGUCUGAUACUCAGGUGAACUAUACCAUAUUAUACUCUAUUAGUGGCGCUGGUGUUGAUCAGCCUCCAGUGGGUUUAUUCUACAUUGAAUCACACACAGGAAACAUAUUCAUUACUAGGGCGGUCAAUCGUGAAGAAAUUCCUCUUUAUACCGUAUGUAACACAUUUAGUUUUCUAUCUUUUUAUAUGUAUUUAGACUGCUCCAUUUUAAGAAAAAAAUAAUUUUGCCUCAUAUCUUUCUGCAUUUGGUUCCUAGUUAAUGUGCUAUGCAAGCACUGCCGAUGGAUAUUCACCAGAAACACCUUUAAGAUUUACUGUCAAAGUGGAGGAUAUGAAUGAUAAUGCACCCCUGUUUACAGAAGAAUCAUUUUGCAUGGAAAUUUUAGAGCACAGCAAUAGAGGUGAGAAAAAUACGUUUCAUUGCAUACAAUAAGUUGGACGCUUUUAUUUUGAAAUUCAAGACGGUGAAGGGCAUUGAACUAGUAAAUGUAGUCAUACUUAAGGUUUUAUUCACUAAACUCUCUUGGUGACUGGUCAGUUAACAAUUAAUACCAUAAUAUAUUCCUCCUUCAGUAAUCCGGCCUUUGUGCACAGUUACUUAGUAAGUGAAUAAUCUGUAAUUAAUGUGGACUAGGCAUUCGUUGAAGGGAUUCUCCAGUGCCAGGACAACAUUCGAUUCCCGCAGUGCCCCUCUCCCUCUCACCCCCGAUGUCCCUCUGCGCUGGAUCAGGCUCCACCUGCUCUCCUCCCCCGCCGACGUCAGCGGAAGGGGAGACCUAAUGCACGGCAAUGGCAGCGCACACACAUUAGACCUCCCCAUAUACAAGCAUUAUACAAUGCUUUCCUAUGCGGAUUCCAGCGACGCUGAUGGUCCUCAUGCAUAGCGUGAGGACGUCCAGCGUCGCUGAAAACACUGUUUUAGUGUUCUAUGAACACGGAAGUCCCUCCAGUAGACAGCCACUUGAGGAGGACUUAACCUUGCAAUGUAAAUAUUGCAGUUUAUGAAAACUGCAAUAAUUACACUUGCAGGGUUAAGGUUAGUGGGAGUUGCCACCCAGAUCACUCCAAUGGGCAGAAGUGGUCUGGGUGACUGGAGUAUCACUUUAAAUAACAAUUCCAGUCAAGUGGCCCAUUGCAUCUAGAGAAGAGUAAACCCACAUUUCCCAUGUGACUGCCUCCCCUUAAACAGACACACUCACUGACAGGCACACACAAACUUGCUGAUUUGACACACAAACACAGGCACACACACACGGUUGAGGAAGAGGGAUAAAAAAAGGUGUAUUAUCCCCCCCCACCUCCACCACCCUCCCUAAAUCUUACCUUAGGCCAAGAGCAGCAGUCCGUGUAUUCAGCCGGUCUCUCCUGAUGUCAGGAGGAGGGGGCAUGAAUUCCUCUGCUCCUCUCCCAGACUCUCCAGAAGUCCUGGGAGAAGAGCAGUGAAAGUCACGCUCCCUCUACCUGACAUCAGGAGAGGCCGGCCGACGCACUGGCUGCAGGGAGAGAGGGAAGUUGAAAAAUCAGAGUCCCCAGCCAGAGGCAGGGGAUUCAGAUAUUUACUUUUUUGCUGGAUGCAGACGGCCCUGGAUUCAGAGCGGCCCGCCCCUGCUAUAAAUUGUUUCAAUGUUCUGCUAUUUCAUAUAAUUUUCUUUGCAGAAAAAAGAUGUAUUCCUUGCCAUUGGUUAGAUGUUCCUGCAGUAACCUACUUUUUUUUUUUUUUUUCCUCUCUCAAUUCUAAAACUUACUCAUCUUCAGACUUUACUCUGUGUAUCAAGUAACUGAUCAUACUUCACAAUCCCUAAAGCUUGUGCAUGACCAGUAGAGGCUUGUGUGUUAUUGGGCAGCUAUGUAUUGCACGUAUUUGCAUAAUUUUGUGUGAUUCUGCACAUUAUUUGUAUCAAUUGCAAUUAGUGGUCUUGGAUUGCUUAACACACAGCAAAUAAUACCCCAGAAUUCACCUAAAUCAAUCUUAAAGGAUUGUGACGAAACUGCUGUAUAUUGUACUCCAGCCCUCAUUUUAUUUUUUCACUUUCUAAUGCAACUCUUAACUUACAGGAGCAAUUGUAGGAAGAGUAAAUGCCACGGAUCUAGAUGAACCAAAUAGUCUACAUACUCUCUUAAGAUACAGUCUUAUCUCACAGAUCCCUGCAUCACCUAUAAUGUUUGCUGUGGAUCCAAAUUAUGGCAUAAUUACUACAACUUCAAAUAAUCUUGACCGAGAGGUAAAAAUUUAAAUAUUGCACUUUUUACCUUACAUUUGUGCUUGUUUUUUUUUUUUCUUUUCACUUUGCAACAUCACAAUAAUCUUUGCCAUUUACUAUGUUAUAUCAUUUACUAUAUAACAUUUUUAUUUAUCUUCAAGGUAGCUGAUAACUAUGUCCUCCUAAUUGAAGUGCGUGACAUGGGUGGACGGUUUGCUUCUUGCUUGUCCUCAACUGGAACCGUAUUAAUAACGGUCACUGAUAUCAACGAUUAUGCGCCAACCUUUACUCAGCAGUCGGUAAGUGCUCUACAACAUCCAUUGCACUCUAAAAACGAAAUUUCGAAAUUAAAUGUGUAUAUUUUGCAGCUAAACUGUAAAGCGUUAUUGCUAAUAUGUAUAUCCCAAGUGUGUGUGUUAUACACGAAGAUCCUAGCAAAUGUAAAUUUAUGUUCUGUCUCCCUGGCAGUCUUUAUUUACUUAAUAUAUUUAAUCUGUGAAUCCUUUUGUGACGUCUUAUGGUAUUGCAUUUUAAAUGACAUGUACUUAAAUCAGCGUGAUACAUCCUAAAUGCAUGUCUAGUUACUUUGUAUAUAUUCCCUCAUGCAAUAACACGCACACACUGGAGACUCACUGAUGCAUCGCAGAGAAAACUCUUUUUCAUUGGAUCCUACAGAUAACUAUAUAAUGAUGGUCUAAUCAAGAAAUCUAUUGAAUAACCAAUAAGUGAAUUGAAGGGUCCAUAUAAAAGAUAAUCUAAGAAUCUAAAAUUUGUGAUAAAACAUGCUUGGGAGCUCAGAUUCUGAUUGCAAUUUUAAUGGAUUUGCAAAGGCUUGAGGUUUUCCAUCUCAGCUGGUAAAAUAUUCAUUUACACUGACUAGGUCAAAUGGAUAUCUCCAUUGUACACUAUUGUCCAUAUUUUAUAUAUCUAAUGUAAGUAACAUUGGUAUUGUAUAGUUUUGCAAGAAUCAUUUGUGUAUGGUAUCUUCCAUACUGUAGGAUUUUGUUUCCUUAAGGUCUUUAGGGAUCUAUAUUUAAAUUCUAUUUUAAAGUCUUUCUCCUAUACAGUCGAUGGUGGUAUAAAUUACAUACCUGGCAACAUAUGAAAUAGUUUGGCAGUUCAAAAUGCAUCAGAUGUUCAGAUACCUUGGAUACAAACAUUGCAAUGGUUACAAAUGUAACCAAAUAAAAGUUCUGUUUAAUUUGAAUGCUUGCCUGUAUAGGCAUGCUGUGUUAAGAAUGGCCCUUUGUUACAGUAAAUGUGACACUUCUUGGCUUCAGAUAAAGAAAAAUGAUACACUAUGCUUAGAUUUUCUUUUUUCUUCUCCUGUUGGAUCCUAAUGUUAAUGGCAAAUGGGUUUAAACAUAAUUUCCUAGGAAUUUGUUUUACACACAAAGUGCUGUAACACACAUUUACAUAAACUAUACAUAUACUAAUAACCUUUUUUAUUGGUAAGUCAAUAUCUAGGAAGUAUGUGCAAGCUAUAUUUUGGACUCGCUUACAUUAAAGUGUUUUUUUUGUCUUUUUUUAAUUUUAGUAUCAGACUGAAGUGAAUGAAAAUGAAAGUGGAAUGAUCAUACUACGAAUACCUGUAAUAGACAAAGAUUUAAGUAAUUCUUCCAACUGGAGAGCUAAAUACAGCAUCACACAAGGCAAUGAAAAAGGAUACUUUAACAUAACUACUGAUCCAGUGACCAAUGAGGGUCUACUUAGUGUUGUAAAGGUAGAGUGACUUCACUAAUAGUUUAGAAUGUUGAUUUUGUCAGUGUUGGUUUUUAGAGAUUUCUAACCGACCCAUUCAUCAUUCCUGUGUUGGGCUAUUGAAAGUAUAUAUGUAUAUGGCGUUUAGCCGUUGUACAUUUUUGUGAAUCAUACUGCCGAUUUUGUAUUGCUAUUGUAACUGUAUGUGUUUGGUUUGUAAAUUAUUCUCUUGUUUUACAGGGAAUAAACUAUGAGGAAGUUCAAAAAAUUCUGAUACAGGUAGGAGUAACUAAUGAGGUGAGCCUUAUUACUCCAUCCGGUACAAAAACUAGUGGAUUGAGCACUGUCCCUGUUACUGUAAUUGUUAAAAAUGUGGAUGAAGGACCUGAAUUCCAACCAGCUGUCAAAAUAAUCCAUGUCCGUGAAAAUCAAACCAUUGGGACUGUGAUCGGAGAUUUCAAAGCCAUUGAUCCAGAGACAAAUAGUGGCAAUGGUAUUAUGUAAGUAUCUCAUAUUUCCACCUCAGAUUCUUCUUCUAUUCAAGAUCUAAAUUUUACUUUAAUUGUAUUUUCAAACAUCUUAUCACCUAAAGGGGGGAGGGGUAGUGAAAUCCUUUUAUUUCUUUUAUUUAUAUUUUUUCCCCCUUUCCUAUUCCAGAUAUAGUUUACAGGAUAGUCUAUCUUGGGUCAGCAUAGACCAAACCUCUGGCCAGCUAACGACCAUAAAAGUUCUGGAUUAUGAAUCAAAUGAAGCCCCAAACCACCAGCACAAUGUGACGGUUUAUGGAGUUGACCAAAGUAAGUCUGUAGUGGAAGAAAAAAUACAUAUGCUGAUAUUUAGUUGAAAAAAUAUCUAUAUAAUGCAUUUACAAAUCUAAAAAGCACAGUCUUAAUUUUUAUUUUUUUCUCCUUCCAGGUGGGAAAACAGGCACUGGUACAUUAGUGAUUAUUGUGGAUGAUGUCAAUGAUAAUAUGCCAUUCGUCCCUAGGGAUGGAUCAAAUAUUUGUAACACUGGAAGGUCAUAUUCUGUAAUUGAAGCAGCUGAUCCAGAUGGUACUCCUUAUUCGGCACCCUUUAAAUUCUCUUUAGACCCAUCUGUCUCAAAUCAGUGGCGGAUUGUACAGACUGAUGGUAGGUUAGAUGACUGCUUACAAAGCAUUUUGUUUAAAUUUUUUUUUUGUGUGGAACACUUUUUUCAUCAACUCUAGACUUUUCUGAGCUUAAAGCAAAAAUCGUUCUAUUUUACUUUGUGUUCCCUUAACAUUCUGUCAACACAAUUAGUUUAAAAUGUAUUUUACCAUGUAUGAAUAACAAAACUGUCCAAUUCCGUAUUUGCUAGCAAAAACGACACUCUAACAACCAAAAUCACUACAUUGUGAUGCAGUGGUUUUGGUACAUAGGUCCUGUCACUUUUUUCAGACUAUUGCUAUUUCCUACUAAUGUCAAUGUUUACAUAUAUCGGAGAACAUGCCUUUAGUGGCUCUGUGACUGACAAGCACUAGAGGCACUUCCUCAAGUUUGUCAAGUUUUGUAUUACAUUGGGGUGGGGGUGGAGGAAGUAGGUUGUGUGGCAAAAAAGAAACAUUCAAAAUAUAUUAAUGUUGUGUUCCUUUCAUGAAACUUGGUCUAAAUGGGGCUUAUCUGAACAUUUUUAUUUUUAUAGCUAGGAUCUUCUUUUGCUUUCCCUGCUGCAUUAACGUGUGUGUGUGUGUGUGUAUAUGUAUGUAUAUAUAUAUAUAUAAAUGUUUUGUGUUUUGCUUUUCUCCAGGAAAAUCCAUAAGGCUAGAACCUGUGACUGAUAUGGCUAUCGGAACCUAUGAUGUUCCUCUCCACAUUGUUGAUCAGCAAGGCCAUGGUACAACACAGAUUUUGAAGAUUACUAAAUGCAUUUGCGCUGAUGGUAUUAAUUGUAGUUCAUCUCGUUCUGAUAAAAUGGUUUCACUUGGAGGACUGGCUAUUCUUCUGAUGGUGCUCUCUGCAUUGUUGGUUGCUGCUCUUCUAUGUAAGUAUUUUUAUGACUUUCAGUGUGUGUGUUCACCUUUACCCCAGGGGACAGUGAUUUUACUUGUUUGCUCCUGAAGGACCAAGACACUUUUGCAUUUUUACUGUGCGUGUUCAACACACAAUAUGAUUUACUGGGUUUUAAAUAAACUGGUGAUCUACUAAGAAAAUGAAAUGGAAGUAUGUUGUAUUUUGGGCACAUAUUAUGGUCUCACAAAUUCAAAUUGGUCUCCAAAUAUAUAGCAAAAGUAUACACUUUGGCAUAUCUCAUUCCGGGGAGGCUUGUCCAUAGUGGCAAUGCACCUUUAAUUUUUGCUGCAGUGAUGUAAUUAAUAAUUACCAGCCUGUGGCUGUAAAUGAAAAUUGAGGCAUAGCUGUUUAUUUUAAAGAUUUAAUGCAAGUGCUCCACAAAAUAGUGGCUUGUGGAAUACCACUAACUUUUGCCACAUCAUAGAUUUAAUCCUGAUUUUACUUGAAAGGCUUGGCAAUACUAUGCCAUGCUUAUAGAACAUUAUGCCACCUUUAAAGCAUCAAAAUGUUACUUGUGCUUAUGCCACGGCUAGCAAAUGCUUGGAUUUUCAAAACUGAACCAUGUUUACCGCUCGUUCCGAGUUAAUUUAAAAAAAUCUUUUUUUACAUUUAUUUAUUAGGUGCUUUGUUAGCUUGCGCAUGUGGUUCUGGAGCAGGAAAAGAUAAAAUAGGUUUUCCUGAUGAUGCAGCACAACAAAAUUUAAUUGUUACAAACACUGAAGCACCAGGAGCAGAUGUCAUGGUAAGACUAUCAUAAAAGAAUGCAUGUAUGGAUAUGUAAUAUUCUAUGACCGAGUUCCAAGCUAUGAUUUGCAAAGUGAAAUUCAUAAGUUCAAAAUAGAGAGCACUUGUGACUUGUUUAAAAAUGGUCUUGAGUUUAAUGUAGCUGUGAUAAAAUCAGUUUAAGACCUAUCUUUUGUUAUUUUCAUAUUGGUCUGCAAUGUUUACUGCAUUUAUGGAUUGUCAUAUCUCUUAAAACCAUGUUGCAUCAUAUUUAACAUUGGGCUCUAGACUGCCAAUAGCCAUUUUUGUCAAAGUUGGAUAGAUUGUUUGCCUGUAAGUUACUACUUCUCUACAUCUUUUUUGCAAGUAUCUCACAUACCACUAUUGCAACUCAGUUGUACCCUGAAACUCAACUCCUGCACAGAUUAGCAUGCAUCCAAUUCAGCCACGCAUGGCACUGUUCACACACUUAUAGGUUCAUUGCUGGAAUCUGCUACAUACUGCAAGAAACUCUAGCCCAAUAGGUCCAGGCCCUUCUUACUGCACAUUCAAGCCCAAUGGUCUACAAGUCUCUUCCCUUCUCCCCCUGUGUAUAUGUACAUAUAUAAAUGUGUAUAAACCCGUAACUGACAGGGUUGUCUACUAAACUGUGAAAUGUCAGGAGUUACUCAGGGACUUCCAAAUGUAGGCCAAAUUAGCUGAAUUGGAAACUUAGAAUACUAGUAAUAGCUGAAGUAGGGGAAGGAUCAGUUUGAGGGGGAUCCCCUAGUCUUGCAGCAUCUUUCGUGGACAAUUGUGUUGUGCUCUUGUGACUCCUGACAGCUGACGUGCCAUAAGCAAGGACAUGACAGUGGCCGCGAGGGACAGGUUCAGGUAAUUUAUAAUGCAGAGACACCAGUCGGUGACAAAGGCACUUUAAAUAGCACUUUAAAAAGCAACUAUACUAAAAUUCACUGGACUGUCUCUGAAAUGAAACACAAACUAACACUUCUGUCUUUAUUUUUUUCUGCUUUUGUUCUAGGAUCAAAAUUUUAAAGUUCCAGUUCACAUAAGCGAUGCCAAUGUAGUUGGAACUGCUCCAACUAGGUCUGGUGUAUUUGGUCAAGGAGGACAAAGUUUUAGUGAAUCUGGUGGGCAACAGUUUACUCAAUCAAAAAUAACCAAGCAAAUGACAAGAGGUCCUUCAAGAUUUGGAACAAUGGGAAUGGGACAUAGCAUGCAAGAUCCCAACAGACUCACUUAUUCAGAAUGGCAAACCUUUAUGAACAGCCACAUCGGUGAUGUAAGUCUUAUGUGUAACCACUUCUAUCCAUCCAUCAAUUUUUUUUUUUUUGGGAAUAUUUUUGAGCUUUAAUAUCCUCCAAUUACCCUGCAGAUGCAAUGUCUCUGGUGAGGCAGUAGUAUUUACUAGAAUUGUGCAUUCUGUCUAAAAUCAUUCACAAUUAAUCUGAAUUUUGCAACUUUAAAUCCCCAUAUUUCCAAAUCAUGGAACAAGCAAAAUGGGCAAUGGACACAAGCUGUUUUGUGAUUUGCAGUUCCAUCCAUGGUGCCAAAUGAGGGGGUGGGGGAGGAAUUGUUAGGUGGCAGCCAUUAAAUGUUAAGUUUAUUCACAGAUCCAAGUAACAAGUAAUAAAUAGAAGAGCUGUAAAAUAUAGAUUAACAUUUUCCUUCCCCUCUAUUUUUUACUUUGUCUGUGAACCUAACGGCACAAAUAUGAGCCUGUCUGUGUACUUCAAGAUAUAUGCAUCAUAAUUGUGUUUUAUAUAAAUUUUGUAGUACACUAAAUAGUGCAUUGCCGAGCCAUUUUUGGUUUAUCCAAAUCACAUUCUCAAAUUUCUCUUUGUUUUACGAUCUUACAGAGGCUAUGGAAAACAUUUUGCUUAGUGUGUUUGUUCUACUUGACUUUAUUGAAAAACCUUUCCUUGUUUUGGUCCAUCAGUGGGACCUUUAGCAAAAUAUGGUUUUACAAGUCGAUUAAUUUGUCCCCCUCCCAAACCCCAAGUGCCAGGAUUCAACUUGUGUGCACUAUGUAUUUGUGCUUUGUAUGGGAAUAUUGGUCUUUUUAAACAUUCUUUAUAUUUUACAGAAGCUAUACAUGUGUGGACAGGAUGAAGAGCACCACAAAGGUGAAGACUAUGUUCUGCAAUACAAUUACGAAGGGAAAGGGUCAGUGGCUGGUUCAAUAGGUUGCUGCAGUGAACUACGAGGCGAGGAGGAAAGGCUAGACUUUCUAAAUCAGCUUGAACCUAAAUUUAGGACAUUGGCAGAAGUGUGUGCAAAAAAGUAAAAAUAUAUGCAUGUUUUAUUUUUUUCCAUUUUGUGUUUUAAGAGGUGAAUUGUUAUUAAUUGGAUUUUUAAAGCACAUUGCACAAAUAUCCAGAACAAUAAUAUCUAAAGCGAUCUAUGCACUAUGAUUUAACACACUUUGUUUUUUUUUAUUGUUGCUGGAUUAUUUUAAUUUGCGUCAAGACUACGACCAACUGUAUAUUUGUGCUUUUUAUGGUGUGUUGUAAGCCACUUAACUACCAUCAAUGUUCCUUGUUCCAACUUAUGUUUAGGAACACCUUUUACUUCCACAUUUUAGUUAAUCUGAGUUAACAUAUCUUAAAUUAAAAAAAACUAAAUUAUACUGCCCUCUUCCCCACAUAUACAAGUGGCAUCAAAAAAUAAUCUGAUUUCUUUGUAAAUUGUGGCUCUUUCAUUGGCAUGUUUUGGAUUUUUUUUUUUUUUUAAUUGUUUUAAAAUGUUUUAUUUAGGUCUAUCCAAUACUAGAAAGUAGCUCUUGUCAUCAAACAUUUUCUGUGCACUAACAUAUACAGACUUUGGAAGUGUCUUAGCCAGAUAGAUGUGCUCAGUAGUGUUUUUAUACACAUUGAAAGGAAUAUAGGUCUGUGUAGGCACAAUGGUCAUACUUAAAGAGCCCUUUCCACCGUCCUGUAAAAUUAUGAGUUACUUGGCAAAUCAGAUUGUUUAGCUGCCUAUAUUAAAUUUUCUACAAGAUUUUAAAUUUUUUUUUUUUUUAUAAUUUAAUAUCGGUUGCUAAGAUUUUCAAAGUGCAAGAUCUCAAAUUCCUAAUUUAAUGUAAACUUACUAUAGCUUGAAUAUGUUAAUAUUAACCUGAGGCUACAGGUUUUAAACACUUGUAAAAAGAUAUCUUUAGUGACCAUGGUGCAUUUGCAGCUUAAAGAUAUUACUAGACUUUUUCUCAAAUUACUUUGACUUGCAAUAUUAUUUUUCUUGAACUCCACUUUUUUGCUUAAGUUUAAAAAAAGUAAAGCUAAUUUCUGGGGGUGGCUUUUAUUUUAAAUUUGUACCAAAGCACAUUUUCUUGCACUGAUAAUAACCCUUUGUUUUAAAAAAAAAUUGUUUGUGUUUUUUUUUUGUUGUUGUUUUUUUUAACCUAUAUGACUGAUCUAAACUGUGUGUGCGUACGUGUACAGAAUAUAUCCUUUCCCUUCAAUUGCUGAUGUAGAUAUUUAUAAAUUGAGAGUAUUUUGAGUUCAGUAAUAAGGUACUAGGAAAUCUAAUUUUGUAAUCAGUCUGUCAAUUUUUCCCUCAGUAUUUCAUUUUUAAAGACAGACUAACUUUAUCUCUAGGUAAGACUUCCCCAAAUAAAAAAUAAAUAAAAAAACCCAUAGAUUUCAGUGGGAAAUAUGACCGGUCUAUGAAGCUAAUUGUCUACAUAUUGUUCUAGCUAAGAAACUUGGGAUACAUUAUGAAGGCAGCAGUUAGCCACAACUCAAAGACCUACCUAUUAUUAUUUUUCAUUUUUUUGCUGCCUUUUGGCUUGCACAGCAUGUAGGUAAAGGGGAAAUGGCAAAAAGGGGUAAUUUCAGCAUUGGGCAAACUCAUUUUUUAUGAAUUUGAAGUAAAAAACAAAAAAAAACACUGACUGGACUUCUUGUAAUAUCCAAAAGCUGUUGUUAAUGAAGAUUAUAGUGGUAACAGCAUGUAGCAGUUUCAGUCCUAUACUUGGAUGUUUCUCAUGGGGAUUUAAACAUUGGCUGAAAUUAUCUUUAUUAAUAUUGGCAUUUAUAGAGUGCCAACUUAUUCAAAGCGCCUUACAAGAUUAUAAAAUGUUAACUAAAGGCUCUUACUGCCAUAAUCUUUAACACACUGAAAAAAUAUUUAUUUGCUAGAAUAAGGCUAGACAGUUCUAUUAUGAAAGCAGCUAUGUUUUUCACACCUUUAAAAUGUUAUUUACCCUGCUAGUGUCCCAUUGUACAUUUUUAAAUAUGCAUUGUAUACAAUUUUAAAAUCCUUGACUGUACAAAUGGUGUGUUUUCUUACAAGUUGUACUAACGUGCGCUUGGUUAUUGUAGUAAAUGUUUUAUUGAUCUAUAAGAUCGUGUCACAUCUUGAUACAUAUUCAAAAAAUGUAUAGUGUUAAUAAAACUAUUUUUGUAAACUAUGCUUUUGCAUCAAAUGUUUUUACAGUUUGCACAUCUUUCAAAUAAAUCUCAAAGAAAUGUAGUGUCUUGCAAAUUGCUUAUGUUGCAUUAAAUCAUUACUUGAUUUACGAAGAA
Pelobates cultripes (western spadefoot toad) is the source of this 20937-nucleotide messenger RNA. The record is from the annotation of a GenBank genome assembly. Lineage: Eukaryota; Metazoa; Chordata; Amphibia; Anura; Pelobatidae.